Messenger RNA from Thamnophis sirtalis, 4201 nucleotides. The record is from RefSeq and is a predicted model, not a curated record. Lineage: Eukaryota; Metazoa; Chordata; Lepidosauria; Squamata; Natricidae.
UUGUAGGUCUUGGAAUGGACCCUAGCCUACAGAUUGAUAUUAUCAAAGAAUUGGAUCUUGUCAAUAUGACUAUCGGAGUUACACAGGUCUCUGGACUACAUAACGCCAGCAAAGCGUUUCUCUUUCAAGCUGUAGAUAGAGAAAUCCAUGCAGCAUCCCACACAAAUGAGAAAUUAAUUCAGCUCUUCCGGAACAAAAGCGAAUUCACAUUUUUGACCAACAUACAGCAGCAGGCAUCAACUUCUGGAGUUAUUCUGUCCAUACGAGAGUUUCUUGGGAAGAUUUCUUUAAAACUAAAUUAUGCAGAAAUGAGACUUAGCCAGUUGGAAAACUGUCACUGUGAGAAGACUUGCCAAGUAAAUGGAGUCAUCUACCGAGACAAAGACUCAUGGGUAGAAGAUGAUCACUGCAGAAAUUGCACAUGUAAAAAUGGAGUAGUAGAAUGCCGACGAAUGGCCUGCCCACUAUUGAAUUGCUCUUCUGAUGGUCUUCCAGUCCAUAUAACUGGCCAGUGUUGCAAAGUAUGCAAAUAAUGGAAUUUUAGUAAAAGUAACAGAGACCUGUCCUCCAUUAAACUGUUCAGAAAAAGACUAUGUACUCCCAGAAAAUCAGUGCUGCAGCGUUUGUAAAGGACAUAAUUUCUGUGCACAAGGGCACCGAUGUGGUGAAAAUUCAGAGUGCAGAAACUGGAACACACGAGCUACUUGCGAAUGCAAAAGUGGUUAUGUCUCUGUCCAAGGGGAUUCUGCCUAUUGUGAAGAUGUUGAUGAGUGUGCUGCUAAGAUGCAUUAUUGUCAUGCCAAUACAGUGUGUGUUAAUUUGCCUGGAUCAUAUCGCUGCAACUGUGUCCCAGGAUAUAUCCGGAUUGAUGAUUUUUCAUGUACAGAGCGUGAUGAAUGUGACACUGGACAGCACAACUGUGAUGAGAAUGCAAUCUGUACCAAUACAAUCAGAGGACACCGCUGCACCUGCAAACCUGGAUAUGUGGGGAAUGGAACCAUCUGCCGAGCGUUCUGUGAAGAAGGAUGCAGAUAUGGUGGGACAUGUGUUGCCCCCAAUACAUGCGCCUGUCCUUCUGGAUUCACAGGAAGUCAUUGUGAAAAAGAUAUUGAUGAAUGUGCCUUAAAGACUCACACUUGUUGGAAUGAUUCUGCCUGUGUAAACUUGGCAGGGGGAUUUGAUUGCCUCUGUCCAUCUGGACCUUCCUGUACAGGUGAUUGCCCUCAUGAAGGGGGGCUGAAAAGGAAUGGCCAAGUAUGGACAUUGAAGAAAGACAGAUGUUCUGUUUGCUCCUGCAAGGAUGGCAAGAUCUUCUGUCGAAGGACAGCUUGUGAUUGCGAAAAUCUCAGCGUUGACUUCUUUUGUUGCCCAGAAUGUGAUACCAGAGUGACCAGUCAAUGUUUAGAUCAGAAUGGCCAUAAGCUGUACCGAAGUGGUGACAAUUGGACAUAUAGUUGUCAACAAUGCCGCUGUCUGGAAGGUGAAGUGGAUUGUUGGCCACUUGCGUGUCCAGCCCUGAACUGUGAUUACACAACAAUGUCAGAAGGAGAAUGUUGCCCUCAUUGUGUCAGUGACCCUUGUUUGGCUGAUAAUGGUAUAUAUGACAUGCAAAAAACCUGUCUAGAUGACUAUGGAAUAACACGAUUAAGUGGCUCAGUAUGGACAAUGCUUGGAUCGCCUUGUACUACCUGCAAAUGCAAGAAUGGAAAUGUCUGUUGCUCGGUGGAUUUAGAAUGUCUUCGCAAUAACUGAAGUAUUAAACUGGGACAAUCCUUUUUGUGAGGAAAACUGAUGCAAUUUUCCACUUUCCAAACAAAUGCAGUGUAAGUAAGAGGUGGAAGUUUUGUACAACAGACAAUGAUCAAAGUCUCCGAGGAAGAUAUUUGAGAGUUGCCUUUGGGACCUAUCGCUACACUUGCUAGGCUUCUCUCUACUUUUACAGUAAAAUGCAUAUAAAUCAAUGGUUGUUAAAAGUUUUGAGUGUUGUAAAUUACACCCUUUUUUGUCAAAUCAUUUGCAAAUGCAUUAAAAUUAUUCCAUCAGUAAAAUGCAGUGUAUUGAUUUGUUUAAUUUUGUAGAAAGAUCACAAUGGAAUUUCCUGUUUUAUUUUAGGUUUAGAUCAAAGUUCUACAAAAUAAGGCUGCCUGUGGUUUUGUCUCCUAUUAUUGGCUAUUUACUUCGGAGGUCCCUGUCAGAUGUAUUUAUGAAAAUAUGUAUGUAUGUACAGUCAAAUUGCACAGUACUUAUAUUUCAUAGCUGUCAAACAUUGUAAAACAUUCCAAGGUACAUUGAACUUCUACAGGCUGAAAAUAAUCAAAUCCCAGCCUAUCUUUAUGAAAAUAAAUAAAUAAGGAAUAAUGUCAAAAGUUUAAUGAAGUGGCAAAAAGCACUUUGUUUUGCAGACAAAUGAACUAGCAGCAAAAUUUCAGAGUGGAAGAAGAAAUAGAGCAUUAUAUUGUUUUCAUCAGUAGUAAUCAUGAGCUUCGUGAGAACUCCAGGCCACAUUAAGUUCAGCAAAAUGGUGUAGUUUACAAAUCAAACAAUAAAUAUUGAAUGUAGGUGGAAUUCAUACAAGGUUGUGUAGCAUUCAAUAAAGCAAUCAAAGGGCUUUACAUUUACAAGAUUGUACGUGAAAAGUGAUUUUUUUUUCAUAUUAUUUACACCAAUGUACUUGAGUUUAUAAUCUAUCUCCUGAUUAGUUGUUUUGGUGUAAUAACAUCUACCAUUCUCCAUCACAAACAAUGUAAUGAACAAGUUAUUCAUCUGUUUCCAUGUUACAAGUUGUAAGAAAGAUGUAAAUGUCACUGUAGUUAACUAUAAUUUCAGUAGAUCAUAUUAGGCAGAGUAGUAGCCUCCCGGUUCCAAUUUUCUUUCAGUGUAAUACAUUGACCCCUUGCCUCUAUUAUUCCUCUUCUGACACUCACCCAAAUGUAAUGUAUUAAGUUACUUGUCUGUAAAAUGCUACUUAAAAUCAUGAGCUUGGGCCAAAAUUGUAAUUAAACAUUUGAACUGUGUGUAAAAGUUAAGCUUGAAGGAGAGGUAACUGCUGUGAUUUUGCUAGGCUAAGGCUUUGAUAUUACUAAUACAAGUCCUGUCUCAGCCUAGAACUGAAAGCUGCUGAUAUUCAACUGGUUUCCAUGCACAAUUCUCCUCCUUCUGCAUAGCAUAUACCGUACAAUGUAUGACUGUAUGGGAACUGAAAAGUGAAAUCUCCUGCACAGCCACAAGAAAUGCUGAACCAGAUCUUCAAAUCUGUAAAUGAUGCAAUAUGGCACAUCUAAAAAAAAAAUAGUAAUCACUGGAUAUAAGUGAAAGGAAGCCAAAGGUUCCACUCUCCACAAAGAUUACCUUUGAAAUGGAAGCUUGCCUUACAUUAGCAAAGGGAUGCAGCCAUGGCUGAAAGUGACCAGGCAGGCAAGAGGUGGAGGCAUUUACUGUAAAUGAUGCAAAUAAGUGGCUAGAACAGAGUCUGGAAAAGGGUUGAAAGCUUCUUCCUCCUGACUCAUUGAGGGAACGAAGUCCACAGAUGCAGCGUCUCUUUUUCCCCUUAUUUUUCUAGAACCUCAGGUUCAACAUGCAAAGGCAGAGACUGGCACCCACUUGCAAUACAUGACCCCUCAGACAGGAUGCUUUUGCCUCCUUUCCCUUGAACAGCUGUUAGCAUCUGUAGAAUUUCAUAAAGACAUAAGAAUAUUUUGAAAUCUUAAGCAUUAAUACCUUGUAGGAAUUGUUUUCCUCCCGCAACACACACACACACACACACAGACAUACACGAAGAGAGAGAGAGAUUUUGUUUUUUCCUUCCCUUUCCAGUUGGACAUACCCCUUCUUCAUUCUGUUCAUUUGGUUUGGUUUUUCAUGGUUUCUCCUGGAACGAGAGAAGUUUUAUGGUGUUUUAACUGUGUCUGGUGUCAGUAUCCAUGUAUAAAAGAGAAUAGUUUGUAUAUGCAAAUAAGGGAAGCAAUUAAUUUUACAAAUCAGUGCCUUACUUUUCAGGCAAUUAAUUUUAUUUGGUAGUUACUAAUUCAUAUGAAUUUAAUUUUUUGUCAUCAUCCUGACCUUUUUGGGGAAUGUGGGGUCUGGCCUUUCUGACACACAUUCACACAUGCAAACAUGUCUUUCUCACAGGUUCCACCACAAAACCACGUUCGACUAAAGGGCGCUCGACAAAAUCGCGUAGCUGAUGUCAUCACAGCACGAC